Coffea eugenioides is the source of this 692-nucleotide messenger RNA. RefSeq names its product putative U-box domain-containing protein 50. NCBI's taxonomy places the organism in Eukaryota, Viridiplantae, Streptophyta, Magnoliopsida, Gentianales, Rubiaceae. The transcript is spliced from 4 exons. The record is from RefSeq and is a predicted model, not a curated record. The coding region runs from base 126 to 692 and encodes 188 amino acids.
UUUCCUAUGUAAUCCCUCUAGCCAAACUUAGUUCAUUUAAUAUCUAUCUAACAAAGUUUGGUUGUUGCCCCAAGUAUAUAUAUGUACUCGUGAGGCUCCGACCAGUGAAUGAAUGAAGCUGAGAAAUGGAAACUGAUCAGCCUGCAGAGAGGAUUUUUGUAGCCAUUGGAACAGACUUGAAUGAUGGUUUUGCCACUCUAGAAUGGGUACUAAAGAAGUGGAAUUCUCAUCCAAUCAAAAUAGUCAUUCUCUUUUCAGAUAAUUACAUCUGCAGAGACUAUGUUUUCACCCCAAUUGGAAAGAUUCCUGCCGGCUCUGUACGUGAAGAGAAGCUGAAAGUUCUUGAGAAGUCUGAGGAAGCAAAGUCUGAUAAGAUUCUAUCCAAAUAUAUAGCUUUCUGUGGCAAGGUCAAGGCUGAAGGUCUCAGAAUCGACAGAUACGAAGAACCAAUCCAUAAAGUUGUCCUGGGAUUGAUAACAAGUCUUCGCAUAACCAAAUUAGUCAUGGCCUUUUCUUUGUUGAGGCCCUUAUCAUGGAAAUCGAGAAGUGCCAUGAAUGCAUCAUUUUAUCUCCAGUCGAAAAAGCCCAAUUUCUGUGAGUUGUUUGUGAUUUUUAAUGGGAAAUUAGUAUACCUUAAAGAAGAAACUAAUGAAGGAUUCAUAGAGGAUGAUAAUUGUGAUCUUUGGUUCUAA